GUAAAGUUGGUCAAAAUCCUACAAAUCAAUUUUGUUUUUCUGGUAAAAAAAAAUAAUAAAACAAAAUCAAAAUCAUAGCGAUAGAAUGAAAAAAAAAUAAAUAUAAAUUACAAGGACUAAAUUGCAAGUCCAAGUCUAGGAAGGAAAGAAAAGUACUGGGUGCGGUUACAAAAUACAGAAAGUACUUGGUUUUGGUACGGUAGCAACCAAUAGUAUUAAUAUAAGUGGCAGUGAGAGAUCUCUAGAACGAUUGGUGCGUGUAUCUCACUCGCGUAUAUUCAAACAGUUUCGCUCAAGUCCAAUCCAAGCCGGCAACCCCAGAAACACACACCCUCUGCUUCAGUCAAAUUCCAGUCUUCUCUUCAAAACAAAAACCCAACAAGCUUCUCUCUCUAAAACCCCCUAAAACCAAAAGACUUUCUAAAAUCUCGCCACGUUCUGAGAAUACCCAGAUUGGGUUUUUCUUUUCUUUAAUCCUUUCCUUCUUCUGUAACUGCUGAACAACAACAACAACACCACCUCUGCUUUUGGGGGUACCCCUCAUCUCCACUUCCCCCUGUUCUCCCUUCGUGGUUCUGGAUUUGUUUUUCUUUCUUUCUUUUUCUGUUUUUUCAGUUUCUUUGUAAUCGGAUCUCAUCUUGAAUGUGAUAGAAGAAAAGGGUUUUCGGUUGUUGUAAAAAUGGAUGAGAUUGGGGCUAGUUUGGAUGAGGAAACUGUGGAUGAACACACAUUCAUUAACAUUGGAAAUCGAAGCCCAGCAGAGGAUGAUUAUGUUGAUACAUUGCUUGUAAAGGAGAAAAGUUUUGGGUUUAGAAAAGAUAAAUCUUUGGUGUUUGGGAACUGGGUGAAAUGUGCUCGUUUGGAUGCAAUUGCAUGGAUUCUCAAAACCCGAAAUGUGUUUGGAUUUGGUUGCCAGACGGCUUAUCUUUCAAUGAUAUACUUCGAUCGGUUCCUUUCGAGGAGAGCCAUUACUAAUGAGAAGCUGUGGGCAAUUAGGCUAUUGGCAGUGGCUUGUCUUUCCUUAGCGGCGAAAAUGGAAGAAUUGAAGGUUCCAGCACUGUCAGAAUAUCCAGUGGAUGAUUUCAACUUUGAAAGCAAGGUAAUCCAAAGAAUGGAGCUUUUGGUGUUGAACACAUUGGAAUGGAAGAUGAGUUCAACAACUCCUUUCUCCUUCAUUCCUUAUUUCAUAUCUAAAUUAUCCAUUGAAUCCCCACCAAGCAAUAAAGUUUCUCAGAUUGUCGAACUCAUCUGGGUCAUGAUUAGAGAAACAAGUACAGAAAACCAUCGGCCUUCUGAAGUAGCAGCAGCCACAGCCAUUUUAGCAGCAAUGGAUGACAGAUUAACAAGGAAAGCCUUGGAAUUGAAGAUGAAUUCCAUUUCGCAAUGUAGAUAUCUUGAAGUAGAAGAGGUGGUUUCUUGUUACAAUCUGAUGCAAGAGCUCAGAUUGGAAAAAUGUAGAGAAGAAGCAGAGUGUUUGAAAUCGCCAGAUUUAUCACCAACCCAAAUGAAAUCCAUGGAUUGUUCUGAAAAUUCUUCAGUAACAUCGACGAUUGCCUCGAAAAGAAAACGGCUAAACUUUAGUAACUUUGAUGAAAAAUGUGGUGUGGCUGAAGCAAAACGGCCCCGGUAGAGAGAAAAAUGAUGAGGAAUGUUUUUGUUUUUCCUUUUAGUUUCCAUUUUUACCUUCUCACAAAUGACUUGUGAUGAUAAAUUAGGGGGUUUUAUGACACAAUAAUUGGUUGAUUUGUUGGUUAAUUGAUGAAGUUUUCCCGGAAAAGAACCAAUGAUGAAAGAAUAGAGAAACUAAAAAGAAAAGUACAGAUUUAUUGGGCUGCACCUGCAUGUAAAAAAUAGGAAAAGUGAAAGGUGAAGGAGAAAAGCUGAUUCUGAUUUUUAUUAGGCCAAAGUCAUAGGGAAGGACCAGGAGGCCACAAGGGGGAGGGAGGGAGAAGGGCUUGGAAGAAAGCUGCCGCUUAUAGGACAGCUAUUCUCUUACUUAAUGUUCACUCUCUCUUUGCUUAUAUGGUUUCACUCUUCCUUUUUUACUGGUUUAAAAAUUGUGGUGUUUUUUUUUUAGCUGUCUCUGCGAAACCCUGGCUUUUUCAUGGGAUGCUGGGGAUGCUUUUCUUGGUUUCUUUGAAAAAGGCUGUAAGAAAGUUGAGAGAAGUGAGAAGAGGCUCUGGGGAGUGUGGGGGAAGUGCUGAAAAAGAGCUGAGGAGUGAUGGACAAGCUCUGUUUACUGUGAUUUGAUGCAUCUUUGCUUCAUUUUAGCCUUCAAAAAUGUUUCUUUGUAAAAGGUGAAAGUGAUUGGAUAUGUUUGAAUGUUUGGGGCAAGCCUUUUGAGGUGGGGGCCAAGCUCUUUUCCCUGUAAAAAAAAAAAAAAAAAAAGAAAAAGAAAAAGAAAAAUAAAAACUUAGAGCUUCAGCCUGGUUGUUUUUCCAAGACUUUUUUUUUUUUUUUUAAUAUGUGUAAUAUGGUUUGAUCAAAACUUCAAUGAUAUUUGAUUUUUGUGCACUGUGGACUCUGCAUUUUCCCAAUACACACAGAGUACUGUUAAUCACUACUAUGCAAUGUUUAAACAAAACCAAAAAGUCCAUAUCCAUCCAAUCAAAGAUGGAUUGUAGCUAUCAACGUAAAAGCCAAACUAUUGGUUUGGCAUUUACAAAAAGAUUAAUAUCCAAACAAAGGGGGAAUGAAAGUCAAUUGAGAGUUGAAACUAAAAACGGAUUUUACCCAUUUACCAAGACAAAGGUUAAAGAGUCUUCUUCAUUCACUUUCACCAAGGAGAGAGAGAGAGAGAGAGAGAGAGAGAGAGAAAAGAAGCAAACAAAAUGCAGUCCUUUGGGGAUGGAUGGGAGAUAUGGUCAGGAUCAGGUUGACGUCCCAUGAGAUUGCUUAGGGAUACACCGUGAGCAGUUAUCAGUAGAAUUGUUCUUUUGUUGAAAUGAGCUACAGGAAUCCUACUACUAUAAUGGUACCUUCUCUUUUGCAUAGGAUGCCUAUUUUCUACCCAACUUGAAAUGUGGAUCCCUCUUAUUGGCUUAAAAAAAGCCCCCAUCUAAAAGCUAGUGUAAUUUUUCCAAGAGGUGGUGUACAAAGGGAAACUUUUGCACCCAUAUUUUAUUCAACAUAGGCCAAGUGAUUCAGAAGUUAAUUUGGUGGACUGCAAUGUUUUUUUGAAUGUAGAAUAAAGACAACUAUGCUAAAAGGCUGUGUUUGGCCUACGGAGUUGGGAAAUAGGAGUUAUUACCUACAUUCUUUGUUCAACCAAGGAGAUAAUAAGUCUUACUACUAAAAACAUCAAUUUUAUAUUUUAUCAAUUUUUUAUAUCGUGGUUCCAAAAAUUCAUAAUUUCUAAGACUUCGUAACUUCUUAGAGCUCACUAUUCCACGCUUAAUCCCAAAUAUCUUUAAAGUCUAAAGGGGUUUUGGAGUUGAUACCAUAGAGAAAUUUAGAUAUGAUAUGUCAAGGGAAAGAAAAUGAAAAAGAAAAAAGAAAAGAUGAGUAGUCUUUGAGAGUGAUAUUUCUUAAUGAAGUGACAAAGGCUCUAUUUUUCAAGGAAGCUUCUACUUCCAAUGUAUGAAACUCAAUUUAAAAAGUGACAUCUUCCUAAGCUUUCUUCUUUUGCACACAAUGUGUUUGAUGAUUGAUAGGUUAGGGCGGUGCUAAAGCUUGAGCUGUCAUUUGGAAAUUUGGUGAGAAGAGAGAGAGAUUUGCCCCCACUGCCAAAGGGCAUUCUUGUUUCAGCCUUUUCCUACGCUCCUGUAUCCCUCUCAAGGAAAAGUGAAAACUCCUAUUUUCACCGAUGAGACCUGAUUUAUUACCAUUGAAAAAGGAGUUAUAGUUCACUGAGACUCAUGAUUUUUACAGCUUAUAUAUACCAAGUUUCAAACUUUCAUCCAACUUCAAAGAUCACAACUCGGCUGUCAGCAUAGUUCAAUAAUUAUGUACUUAUAACUUUCUUUAUGAUGAAGAUUCAAUAAAACGUUCAAUUUCACCUGUAUAUCCAAUAUAAAAGGGGCCUAAGAGAGUUAAUGGCUAAUGGUUAAUGGCUUAGAAGGCUUUUAAUUUGUGAGCAUAGCAAUCAUGCCUCAUAGAAGGUCUGGACUCUGGAUAAAACUAUAUAAAUGUAACAAAAAAAAAAAAAAAA
Benincasa hispida (wax gourd) is the source of this 4150-nucleotide messenger RNA. RefSeq names its product cyclin-D5-1-like. NCBI's taxonomy places the organism in Eukaryota, Viridiplantae, Streptophyta, Magnoliopsida, Cucurbitales, Cucurbitaceae. The record is from RefSeq and is a predicted model, not a curated record.